AUGGCGGCAGUCGCCGGUGGGGUUGAGCCGCAGUAUGGCGGCGCUAAGACGUCGGUUUGGUGGGACAUAGAGAACUGCCAGGUCCCCAGGAGCUGCAAACCUCACGCCAUUGCUCAGAACAUACGAUCCGCCCUCGCCAGAAUGAACUACUUUGGGGCCAUCACCAUCUCCGCCUAUGGCGACACCAAUCGCAUCCCGACCACCGUCCAACACGCCCUCUCCAGCACCGGCAUCGCUCUCAACCACGUCCCUGCCGGAGUUAAAGAUGCAAGUGACAAGAAAAUAUUAGUCGACAUGCUGUUUUGGGCAGUCGACAAUCCUGCUCCUGCAAAUUAUUUGCUGAUCUCUGGCGACAGGGAUUUUUCAAAUGCUCUCCAUCAAUUGCGCAUGCGGAGAUAUAAUAUCCUUCUAGCACAACCCUUUAAAGCUUCUGUAGCUCUUGUUGCUGCAGCAAAGUGUGUCUGGCAAUGGUCAAGCCUCGUUUAUGGAGGACCUCCUUACAUAAGUAACUGUCAAGAUCAGAUUGGUAUUGAUGCUUCUCAACCAGAUACUGCAGCCUGUGAUAAUGCUGUUUCAAAUAAACCUGCUUCAACAACCUCUGCUGGUAAUACUCUCCCCGUGGCUUUGGUAGGCCAGAAAUCAUCCACUUUGAGCACCAGCAAAUUCUUAUAUAUUCCAAAAGGCGUAAAUAAAAUAAAAACGGAAAGUAUGACAAGUUCGGCUGAUAAACAUGAAGAAGAAAAUAAAAAUGUGCAGUGCACCCGUCCACCUGCAAAACAGUUUAUGAAAGUACCUCACGGAUUCUUUGCUCCAAAUGCUACCUCAUCUAAUGCAGCCGCUUCAAGUUCUUCUAUUCCGAAUCCAUUUCCUUUGCCUGGGAGUAUCGAUGCUACCACCUGUUCUAGCAGUGAGAUGACUCAUUCCCAUCAACCAGAUGAUUCCAUUUCUCGUGACGAGACAUCAUUUAAAUCAAGAUCUGAAAGAUCAUCUGUAGCAAUGCCUGAUAUUGACAAGGCGAGUGGGUCCCAGAAUGGUGGCCCGGAUUUCAAUCAUCAGGGAGGAGAAGGUUCUAUAUCAAAGGGUACUUCAUUGUUAGAUGGUGCUGGAAAGUCUAUGAGCCAGUUAUAUUCCUGUGGCAAAGUGCAUGGUAAGCAUCUUCAUUCUCAACACAUCCAAGGCCUUAUAGGUGUAAUAUUUCUAGCCUUGAAUACUCUGAAAGUUGAGAAGAUUGCACCUACCGAAGCAAAUAUAACUGAAUGUAUCCGUUUUGGUGAUCCAAAGUACCGCAAUAUUGAUGUGAGAAAAGCUUUAGAAUGUGCCCUUGACCAACAAAUGGUAGUCAAGCACCAACUAGGUAACAUGGAGCUUUAUGUUGGUAGGAUUGAGAGACUAUGGUCAUGUGAGAAUCCUGUUGGGGGUAAUGUUGAGAAGUACCCGAAGGAGACCUGGAAUACAAUUCACAAGUUUCUGACUUCCUCGGCUGGGCGUUCAACGUUAUUAGCAUCUGAAUGCAGGUAUCAAGCAGCUCUGAUUCUUAAAAAUUCAUGUUUGAAAGCACUACCUUUGGGGGAGGUACUUCGAGUCAUGAACUUGAUUAUAACCGUGAAGAAAUGGAUCAAGAUUGGGAACCUGGGGUGGCAACCUAUUACCAUCGACCUUCCAGAAAGAAACUGA
This is a messenger RNA of Striga hermonthica, 1674 nucleotides long. The record is from the annotation of a GenBank genome assembly. NCBI's taxonomy places the organism in Eukaryota, Viridiplantae, Streptophyta, Magnoliopsida, Lamiales, Orobanchaceae.